AUGUUUGCGGCAGACGAGGACAUCCAGGAAGGCCAGCUGAUUGUUUUCCUCCUUCUCCAUCGUAAAUUGAAUGUCCGGGAAGACGGCGUUGAGUUGUUCUUUGAAAGUCAGCACCUGAUCCCGUUCGAUGACGACGAAGGUGUCAUCCACAUACCGAGCCCAGAAUUUCGGUCAGUGGUGUCGGAAAACCAGCGACUCCAGCCGUUGAAGGACCGCCUCUGCUAUGAGUCCCAAAAUCGGCGAACCCAUUGGCGUUCCCUUCACCUGCUCGUAGAUUGUUCCGUCGAAUGUAAAGUACGUCUUGAGACAGAACUUCAGGAGCUGGAUGAUUUGGGCGUGUCCGAGGCGAUUCUCCGUUUCGUCGUACUUCUCUCGUAG
Messenger RNA from Spirometra erinaceieuropaei, 378 nucleotides. Lineage: Eukaryota; Metazoa; Platyhelminthes; Cestoda; Diphyllobothriidea; Diphyllobothriidae. The record is from the annotation of a GenBank genome assembly.